Molecule: messenger RNA, 1917 nt
Organism: Pieris brassicae (large cabbage white)
Lineage: Eukaryota; Metazoa; Arthropoda; Insecta; Lepidoptera; Pieridae
Gene: Ald1
Product: fructose-bisphosphate aldolase
Exons: 9
Coding region: 158-1252 (364 amino acids)
Biological process (GO): glycolytic process; fructose 1,6-bisphosphate metabolic process
Cellular component (GO): cytosol
Molecular function (GO): fructose-bisphosphate aldolase activity
Source: RefSeq, a predicted model, not a curated record
ACUCAUAGAUGGUGCUGUAAUCCGUAAAGUCAAUACUGAUAUCCUUCAAAUGACCUUUAUUCGUGUUCAACUCUCUAUUCUGAAUUUUGACAGUUGUGCAGCGGCAGUUGAACAGUGUAUUAUAGUCUAGGGUCAAGAAAAAUUAACAAAAACCACAAUGAGUACCUACUUCCAAUACCCAACCCCUGAAAUCCAGGAGGAGCUGAAGAAGAUAGCGCAGGCUAUUGUGGCUCCAGGCAAGGGUAUUCUUGCUGCUGAUGAAUCUACUGGAACCAUGGGCAAGCGUCUCCAAGACAUUGGAGUGGAGAACACUGAAGAGAACCGUCGUAAAUAUCGUCAGCUGCUCUUCAGCACUGACCCAGCCCUAUCUGAGAACAUCUCUGGAGUGAUCCUCUUCCACGAGACUCUCUACCAGAAGGCCGAUGAUGGCACACCCUUGGUCCAACUGCUGGAAAAGCGCGGAAUCAUCCCCGGAAUCAAGGUCGACAAAGGUGUCGUGCCACUUUUCGGAUCUGAAGAUGAGUGCACCACCCAAGGUUUGGAUGACUUGGCCCAACGUUGCGCUCAAUACAAGAAGGACGGAUGCCACUUUGCCAAGUGGCGUUGCGUUCUGAAGAUCGCGCGUAACUCUCCAUCCUACCAGGCUAUCAUGGAGAAUGCGAAUGUCCUCGCACGUUAUGCCUCCAUCUGUCAGAGCCAGCGUAUCGUUCCUAUUGUGGAGCCAGAGGUGUUACCCGAUGGUGAACAUGACUUGGACCGUGCCCAGAAAGUAACAGAGGUGGUGCUGGCUGCUGUGUACAAGGCUCUCAGCGACCACCAUGUCUUCCUUGAGGGAACACUCCUUAAGCCUAACAUGGUGACAGCUGGACAGAGCUGCAAGAAGCAGUACACUCCAAUGGACAUUGGCCGUGCCACUGUCACUGCUCUACUCAGAACUGUGCCUGCUGCUGUUCCCGGAAUCACAUUCCUCUCUGGUGGCCAGUCUGAAGAAGAGGCGUCAGUUAACUUGAACGCUAUCAACACCGUCGACCUGAAACGCCCAUGGGCGUUAACAUUCAGCUACGGUCGUGCCCUCCAGGCCUCAGUGCUCCGCGCAUGGGCGGGCAAGCCUGAGAACUUAGUAGCCGGACAACAGGAGUUGUUGAAGAGAGCUAAGGGUAACGGUCAAGCAUCACAGGGCAAAUACGUCGCUGGAUCCGUCACAGGUGUGGGCGCCGAGGCUGGUCUUUUCGUAGCAAACCAUGCUUACUAAAUACUAUAGCUAAAAGUAGCAUUCGAACAUAGCCGACGAUACAACACUAAAAUAUUUCCGCCAUUGUGGAUUUAGCAAGUCUUUAAAACGUCACCGUGACAGUUACCGCGCAAAUGACAUUUAGUUUUAUGCACAAAAAUUUAAUAGAAAAAAAAACUUUGAAUUGUAUCGUCGGCUUAUUUUAUGACAUGGCAAUCAAUAAUUAAAUUUUUCACGCCGUAUUUGAUUCCAUAUAACUAAAAUCUUUGUUUCCUUCUAAAAACUAUUAACACGUUUAGAUGGAAAUAUUGAUUAAUUAAAUAUUAUAAAGUUAUUUGCUUAAUUGACAUUGCUAUGUAAGUCCAUAGAGAUUAGAGUAACAGUAUUUACUCGAAUUAUAACCUCGAAAUUAAAAAUUGUCUAUUGUUGUUCCAUAUAAAUUAGAUAAUGUCGUUUUAGAUUGAGAUUGGGCAUCAUUAUGCUUCAUGUAAUGUGACGUUUAAUAUUAUUUACAUUUAAUUUAUAAAUCAUAGAUAAAACGUAAAAUUUUAACAUGGAUACUAUGUAGAUCAAUAGUUUUGUACGAUCAACACAAAUGUAUUUUAUUUGUAUAAAUUAUUUAUUUACACUAUUAUUUUAGUAUUUAAAUGUAUUUUGAUAAUUAAGAGUAAAGUGUAAUGUUCAUU